Molecule: messenger RNA, 576 nt
Organism: Arachis stenosperma
Lineage: Eukaryota; Viridiplantae; Streptophyta; Magnoliopsida; Fabales; Fabaceae
Exons: 2
Coding region: 1-576 (191 amino acids)
Source: RefSeq, a predicted model, not a curated record
AUGAAUUUUGUCUAUGUCCCUAGCAGUUGGGAAGGAUCGGCAUCUGAUUCAAGGGUACUUAGGGAUGCUAUUACUCAACGUAAUGGCUUGAAAAUACUUAUUGGGUGUUAUUACUUAGUAGAUGCUGGCUAUACCAAUGGGAGAGGAUUUUUAUCUCCUUAUAGAAAUGUUCGCUAUCAUGUGAAUGAGUGGGUUCAAGGUCAUCAGGCACCACAAAAUUGUCUAGAGUUAUUUAAUAAGAAGCACUCUUCAGCUAGAAAUGUGAUUGAGCGGUGUUUUGGGUUGCUUAAGAAAAGAUAUACAAUUUUACGAAGUCCCUCGUUCUAUCCUAUUAGGGUUCAGAGCCACAUUAUUAUUGCUUGUUGUUUGUUACAAAAUUUUAUUUGUAUGAACAUGGAUGUUGAUCCCGAAGAAGAUGCAACUCUUUUGCCAAAACACAUACCCGUAGGAGAUGAUACUAUAGUUGAUGAAGGUGAUACAAUUGAUUUUGUGAAAAGUAGCCAUGAGUGGACUCAAUGGCGUGAGGACCUAGCAAUCGAGAUGUGGGAAAUAUGGAGAGGAGAACGUGGCGUGUAG